AUGGACGGCGUAGCUGUUGAACAUUACUCUCGGACGCCGCCUAUCCCGUCAACAGAGACCAACAUGGCGACUCUUGCACCUCUACAGUCUCGGGAGCCGUCAGAAAAGAGAGAGCUGCCUCACCACCCGAUGCUGAGCACGGCGGCCCUGUUGAACCCCAUCAUCGAGAAGACGCCGCCGCCGAUGGUCCAAGAGAUCAAGCCGCUGCACCCGCAUACGCUGCCUCAGAUCCAGUCUCUACCCCAACCUCAGUCCCAGUCUCAGCAUCGGCCGCAGUCGUAUCAAUCUUAUUCAAACUCGCACUCGCUGUCACGCUCGCCAGUGGACAAGGGACCUUCAGCAUCGACGACGCCUCCGCGAGAGUCCACCAACGGACCCAUCAUCAGCGAGAUGCCAAAGUGA
Molecule: messenger RNA, 402 nt
Organism: Trichoderma aggressivum f. europaeum
Lineage: Eukaryota; Fungi; Ascomycota; Sordariomycetes; Hypocreales; Hypocreaceae
Exons: 1
Coding region: 1-402 (133 amino acids)
Source: RefSeq, a predicted model, not a curated record